Molecule: messenger RNA, 2683 nt
Organism: Cataglyphis hispanica
Lineage: Eukaryota; Metazoa; Arthropoda; Insecta; Hymenoptera; Formicidae
Gene: Neos
Exons: 7
Coding region: 358-2346 (662 amino acids)
Molecular function (GO): RNA binding
Source: RefSeq, a predicted model, not a curated record
ACUUCGGCAAGAUGGUUUCGUCAUAAAUCGACAAACGAUUUUGUACGCAAACAAACAGUGAUCGAGAUUUCAAUAGUAUAGUGCGUGAUCCUACGUAUUUAUCUUACAUUAAUUCAAUUAGGACACAAUUAAGACGUCAGUUUAAAUUCGGACACAAUCCAAUGUUUUAUAAUAUAGUGUCGAAGGAUUGUUCCAAUGCACGAUUAUAGGAUUUUCUUUUUGAAAGAGAAUGCUCUUCGCUGAUUUUUUCUUGAAACUUACAGUAUUUACUGAAUUUAUUGUGUUCCAAGUUAUCAGGAUUUAGAGAGUUUUAAAAUUAGACUCUCUCUUAGUGACUGAUUGAUAUAUCAUUAAAAGAUGAGUGCCAGACUUCUAAAAGAUCCUGCUACAGCGUCCAGUCGCAUAUUUGUGGGUCAUUUACAAACUGAUGAUGUUACAAAGUUAGAACUGGAAGAAUAUUUCUCCAAAUAUGGAAUUGUUAUAGCAUCGAUAAUAAACAGAGGCUUUGGAUUUGUACAAUUUGAAGAUGAACAAUCUGCUCAGAAAGCUAUACAGCAUGAAAAUGGUGCACUGUUUAAAGGCAGACGUAUAGAUGUCAGACCAGCAAAGAAGGAUAAUAAUCAAUCUAGUGGAAAUGCAGGAAAUACAAGUGCAAAGCAAAUGAGUGGACUGAACAAUCAAUUUAAUUCCAUGAAUAAUCAAUUCAAUAAUGCGACUGAUUCUUUCAGUGCAAAUAAACCAAAUUAUAUCGGCGGGAAUCCAAACUUUGCGAAUGAUAGUACUUUUGGUAACAACCAAAAGGACUUAAAUGCUCAAAAUAGAAGCAGUGGAAACAGUAACUUUGAUGAUGGAAAUCAAACAGGAAAUAGUGACAAUGACCAAUAUAAUGGAAAACAUAAUAAUAAUAAUAACAAUGGAAACGAUCCUUUUAGUAAUCCCCCUCAAAACCGUGGAAACAAUCAAUUCAAUUUAGGUAAUCCAAAUCGUGGAAAUGAUCAAUUUGCUAAUCCGGUUCACGGCAAUCAAAAUAGAGGCCUCAACAAUCAGUUUGGAAAUAAUAAUCAGAUGGGAAAUCAGAAUAGGCCCGGAGGAAAUCAGAAUCGAAAUCAAACUAAUCCAGGCAAUAACCAAAAUCAAAAUGCUGGUUCUGGUGGGGGAGGCGGAAACAAUACUCAUAGAGCUCGAGGCACAAGAGGUGGAAAGAAUAGAAACAAGAAUAAUCAGAACAAUCCAAACAAUGCGAAUAAUUUCAGAGAUAGAAGCCCAAUUAAUAGAGGUAAUCGAAUAGAAGACAAAAUAAAUAGAGAUUGGGAUCACAAACAAGGAGAUAGACUACGUGGCAACAAUUUUGCCAGAGAUUCAUUUAAUGACAGUGGAAAUCGUUAUGAUGAUUUUAAAACUUCUGGAACAAAUGCGAGUUUUGGAAAUGUUAGUGGAACCUCAGUGGAUUAUCUCACAACUGAGAAAAACGACUGCGAAAUAAUCGUCGUCAAUAAAGCAUUAACGAAAUAUGCAGAAGAUAUCGAAUUACGAUUGAAGCAAAUCGGCUUAAUGGUAGACUUGCUGUUUCCGAACGAGGAUGUUCCCUUAGGCCGUGUUUUAGGAAAUAUUGCAAGUCGCGGUUGCCUAUACGCCGUAGUAGUAACACCCAUCAAUCAUGAACAUCAUUCCUUGACGCUGAAUAUUUUACACGGUUUACCACAAGAACACAGGAACAUGCCUGUUGAAGAUGCUAUAAAUUUAAUUUCGCGAGAUUUUACGAAUUACAAAGCAGGUGGCCGUUCGGUUCCUUUGAACACACCUCUCGCGAGUGAACAUCAUCCGGACGCUAUUCAAGUUUUACUAAACAUGCUAGCUGACAAUCAUCAGCUUACGGUCCUACAGUACGAUCGCGUCAUAAAGUAUCUUGAUAUGAAACGCGAGGAACAAAUGCAAAUUGAAUUGGGCGACGCGAAGGAUUUGCCGGUAAAAACGCCACUCACAUCCAUUAGCGAUCCGAAACAAGCUGAGUUACAGACGCGAAUACUGAAUAUUCUGAACAACAGUAAAACAAACGCGCCGACAGUGGCGGAACCAAGCCCAGUACCACCACCAGUUUCGGCACCAGUUCCAGUUCCUCCAGCUAAUUGGGGGACAGCAUCAAACACGGCCACAACACCAUCCACGACGACCACAUCCACGGGAGUUUCACCGUCACCUCUUCUAAACGAUCCGACAGUUCAGAAAGCUCUCGACAGUCUAUUGCAAGGUAAUCUAUUGAAAAAUAUUGGCGAUCAGCAACCACCAACAGCGACGGCCAGCGGAGCGCCAUUAUUUGCUGCUUUUUCAAAUAUCGGUAGAUUUUAAUUAGGAUAUAAAUUUAAUUAACACAUAAUUUAUAUCUCUUACAUAAUUUUUAAUAUUCUUUAUAUUUUCUUGAUUUUAUUCGAUAAAUGUAUACAACUGCAAAAGAUUUAUCAAUAAAAAACAAUUAGAGAAGCAGCACGUUGAUGAACAUAAGUAAUAUUUUAGUACAUUGUAUAUUAAUUGUGUAAAAUGAUAAAUUUAAAGUAAGAAAUUUAAAUAUAACUCUAAAAACACAACAAUUAUAAUCGACAUGAUUAUUGUUAUUGCCUACAUGUAUGGUAUCGUUGAUAAUAUAUUUCUCUCUGAAUACAUAAUAAAGUGAUUAUAUGUGUUUGAA